AAAUUGGAAGUUGUCCUAUUGCCAUGGAAACUGGAGCACCGGGCAACGUUUGGCAUUGUCCUGAAACUUGUCGCGAUACACUUGUUGCCCUUUUGAAUCCCGUCGCUCCUUUGAAGCGAUGGCGGACAUAUCUGGCGAUUUGGGCAGCUUUUCUUUUGAGGCCGAGCUGACCGAGGAAGAGAAGGGUCUUCUUCACCUUCGGGCGCGCUCGGCCGGACUGACGUUUUGCGGUUGUGCGCACGCAGCUUUCCUUUGCAAACUGGUCCAGUCACUGAGACGCAUCAAAGGUCCCGCUGCAGACAGAGGCUCGUCCGCAUCAGGACAAGACAGGGACGUCUGCGUUGGGAUACUUGGGAUGGGUCACGUGGGGAAACAGCUGCUGCUCGCCCUCCUUGAAAAGUCUGGGGUCAAACCAUCACACAUUAAGAUUUCAAGCAGAACACCAGAAUCUGCAGUGGAAGCGAUCAAGAAAGGAGUUGAGUGUUUCUUUGACAAUGGCCGACUGGCAGCAUGGGCUGACGUUCUGUUCCUCUGCUGUCUGCCCUCUGACCUCCACAAAGUCUGUGCUGAUCUCCACUCCCGCCUGUCUAAGCACUGCCUUGUGUACAGCUUCACAUCCGGCGUGCCCGUCACCAGAUUGGCUCGGCUUCUUGGACACGACUUCAUCCUCAAACCACAGUAUGACUUUGUCGCCUGUGGCACUGCAGAUGUGUGGCUGUCUUGCACUCAUCUGACCACGGCUUUGGCAGAUCCUUCACUGAUUGAGGCAUCGUGUCCUCUUACAACACGCGGUGGCAUUUCUGUGGGUCUGAACUGGGUGAGUGCAGUGUUGUACAGCCUGCUAAAUAUCUGCACCUCUACCGGUCUGGGAUCCAGCGAUGCUCUCUCUCUCAUCAACACCGUCCUUAAAGAGAAGAGUCCACAUGCUGUGGAAUUGGACGCACUCAGUUUCAUCAGUGCAUCACAAGAAGCCUCCAUGUGCACAGAGGAACCUUUUCCUUGGAUUUCCCUCACUGAUGCCCAGACCAAGGAGACACCACUGCUGCGCUUCCUAUCCAGCAGCACACCUAUGCAACAGCGCAUCUCUGCAGCAUACAGAUGCAUGCUCUGCCCGGCACAGUAGAAAACGACAUCAUGUGAAACGUCACUGUAUAUAUGUUAUCAGGAUUAUUUGACAGUUUCUAAUAAAUAGUCCUCCACAGUG
Molecule: messenger RNA, 1204 nt
Organism: Pseudoliparis swirei
Lineage: Eukaryota; Metazoa; Chordata; Actinopteri; Perciformes; Liparidae
Gene: noxred1
Product: NADP-dependent oxidoreductase domain containing 1
Exons: 6
Coding region: 119-1123 (334 amino acids)
Biological process (GO): L-proline biosynthetic process
Molecular function (GO): pyrroline-5-carboxylate reductase activity
Source: RefSeq, a predicted model, not a curated record